This is a messenger RNA of Neltuma alba, 3135 nucleotides long. RefSeq lists its product as uncharacterized. The transcript has 4 exons. Bases 1 to 3135 code for a protein of 1044 amino acids. NCBI's taxonomy places the organism in Eukaryota, Viridiplantae, Streptophyta, Magnoliopsida, Fabales, Fabaceae. The record is from RefSeq and is a predicted model, not a curated record.
AUGGAUGUAGCUGGGCCAAGUUUUAGGGAUAAUUAUAAUGAAGGUAUUGAAGAGAUGCCAAAUCCAAAUGCAAGAGCAUUUUAUGACAUGUUACAUGCUGCACAACAACCAUUGUGGGAAGGCUGCGAAGAGUCUAAACUUUCAGCAACUUUGCAAUUAUUAAGCAUUAAGGCAACAACUAACAUGUCACAACAAGGAUACAAUUUAAUUUCCCAACUCAUAAGGAGGACACAGCCUAAAGAUACUUGUAUGCCUACAGACUUGUACCAAACAAAAAAGUUGGUGUCAAAGUUAAGUCUUGAUUAUAGAAAGAUUGAUUGUUGUGUGAAUGGGUGUAUGUUGUACUAUAAAGCUGAUGAUAGUGCAACGCAAUGUAAGUUUUGUGGUGAGGAAAGAUAUUUCUCAAGAAGGUGUCAUGGAAGGAAAAAGAAAGUUGCAAGGAAACAGUUGUGGUUCUUACCUUUGAUUCCAAGAUUGCAGCGAUUGUAUGCCUCUGAGAAAACAGCAAAGGAAAUGACAUGGCACUAUACGAAUCGUAGAGGCACCAAUGUCCUUUCUCACCCCUCUGACGGCCAAGCAUGGAAAGUUUUUAAUAGUACAUAUCUUGACUUUGCUCAUGAUCCACGAAAUGUGAGGCUUGGGUUAUGUGCUGAUGGAUUUACACUGUUUGGGCAAUCAGGGAGACAAUAUUCUUGUUGGCCUGUAAUUAUUACUCCAUGUAAUAUGUCACCCGAGCUGUGUAUGACACAAGAAUAUAUGUUUUUGACUUUAAUUAUCCCUGGUCCUAAUAAUCCCAAAGGAAAAAUAGAUGUGUAUUUACAACCAUUGAUAGAUGAAUUAAAAUUGUUAUGGGAUGAGGGUGUGCUAACGUAUGAUGCCUCAUUGAGACAAAACUUUCACAUGCGUGCUGCAUUAUUAUGGACAAUUAAUGACUUUCCUGCAUAUGGCAUGUUGUCUGGUUGGAUGACAAUGGGGAGAUUAUCGUGUUCUAUAUGUAUGGAGAACUCAAAAGCAUUCCAAUUAAAGUAUGGGAGGAAAACAUCUUUCUUUGAUUGUCAUCAUCAAUUCCUUCCUAUUGAUCAUCGAUUCAGGAGAAACAAAAACUCAUUUUACAAUAACAGAGUUGAGAAAUCAAAGCCUCCUUCCCGGUUAAGUGGAGAGGAAGUUUGGCAUAGAGUACAAAAUUUACCAAAGGUCACCGAAUAUGGAACAACUAUACCAACUGAAGGCUAUAAUGACAUUCAUCAUUGGACCAAACAAAGCAUAUUUUGGGAAUUACCAUAUUGGAAAAGCAAUCUCAUUCGACAUAAUCUUGAUGUUAUGCACAUUGAAAAGAAUGUUUUUGAAAAUUUGUUUCAUACUGUCAUGGACACAAAAGGAAAAACAAAAGAUAAUACACAAGCUCGAAUGGACUUGCAAGAAUAUUGUCGACGAAAGGAAAAUGAACUUGUUGAUAGAGGAGGAAAAAUGAUGAAACCAAUUGCAAAAUAUACUUUGAAUUUAGAACAAAGGAAAGCGAUUGUUCAAUGGAUAAAGAAGUUGAAGCUCCCCGAUGGGUAUGCAUCUAAUCUAGCUCGAUGUGUUGAUAUGAAGGAAGCAAGGUUAUAUGGAAUGAAGAGUCAUGAUUGUCAUAUGUUCAUGGAACGCUUGGUUUCCAUUGCCUUUGCUACUUUGCCAGAUGAUGUAUUUAAUCCUGUAGCGGAGCUUAGUCAAUUCUUUAAACAACUUUGUUCUACCACCUUGAUGGUAGAUCAACUUGAGAUAUUAGAGCAAAAUAUUGUUGUGACAUUAUGUAAAUUGGAGAAGGUCUUUCCUCCUGGUUUUUUUGACUCAAUGGAGCAUUUGCCUGUCCAUCUUGCUUAUGAAGCUAAGGUUGGUGGACCAGUUCAGUAUCGAUGGAUGUAUCCAUUUAAAAGAUUCCUUUAUACCUUGAAACAAAAGGUCAAGAACAAAGCCCGAGUUGAAGCGUCUAUAUGUGAAGCUUAUAUAGUUGAGGAGACCGCUAUGUUUUGCUCGCACUACUUUGAGCCGGGUAUGCCACCAAGAAUAACAAGACCUCUACGAAAUGAUGAUGGUGGAGAAUCAAAUUUGCCAGUAAUUUCCAUAUUUAACCAUCCGGGAAGACCUUCUGGGGAAUGUAAAGCUCGUUUCUUGAAUGAUGAGGAAGUAGAAGCUGCCAAAAGAUAUGUUUUAAUGAAUUGUGAUGAGGUGCAACCUUAUAUGAUGUUAUUUGUACAAACAUUGAAGGAAGAUAAUUGUCAAAUCACAGAAAAUGAGAUUGAAUCCCAGAUCAAUGAACGAUUUCCCUCAUGGUUUAAAAAUCAUGUUCAAAAUCAUAACAACAACAUUGUGGAUCCAUUUUUACAUGACAUUGCUUGGGGCCCGAAGAGAAAAGUUAGAACUUGGCCUAUGUACUUUAUUAAUGGGUAUAAGUUUCAUACACAUUCAUGGGCCCUUCGAAAAUCAACGAUAAAUAGUGGUGUAUGCAUUAAAGGCGCUGACUAUGCACAAUCAGAACAUGACUUUUAUGGUAUUGUACAGGAGAUUAUAGAGAUUGAAUAUAUGGGGCUUCCUGUAAAGAAAUUAGUAUUAUUCAAUUGUGAGUGGUUUGAUCCGACACCAAAUCGUGGUACAAGGGUUUAUCAACAAUAUGGGAUUGUUGAAGUUCAUGGAUUGCGAAGGUACAACAAGUAUGAUCCAUUCAUUAUUGCUCAACAAGCAAUGCAAGUAUACUACACCUCUUAUCCUUGUUGUCGUCAGAAGGCAAAUUGGUUAGCUGCUAUUAAGGUGAAGGCUCGUAAUAUCAUUGAUGCUCCUACAUGUGCAAUAAACUUAGAGGCAUUUCAAGCAGAUGGGUUAGAAGUCAUACUGCCAGCAAUUAUUGAUGAUGCUGAAUUGAAUAACCAAAUAAAUUCUGAAAUUUUCUAUGAAGAGGUGGAUAUGGCAACUGAGAACAUGGUUUAUGAAGGAGAUGAAUACGAAGAUGAAGUUGAGGAAGAUGAAGAAGAUGAAUAUGGUGAAGAUGAAGUCGAGGAAGACACAGAUGAUGGUGAAGAAGAUUUCUAUAUAGAAGUUGAUGAUGAUGAUGACAACGAUGACGAUGAUGACAUCAACAACAAUGAUGAAGAUGGAUGA